AUGGAAGAGGCUAACAUCAAUGCUAAAAAGAGAAAAGUCAAGGAAGAGCCUAAGACGUACAACGCUUCGAAAAAACCAAGAGUGGAGAAGGCUACCGAGAAGCAAACCCCAGAAAAGAAGAAAAGUGAAUCAAAGCCCAUCAUUACUGCCAAUAAUGCAGAAAAGAAUGGAAUUUCUCCACACCCAAAAAGACCAAAGAGACAAGUAAAAACAGCAAAAGAGGACACAGAUGAUUCUGCUUUACCAGAUAAAGAUGCCAAGGAUCCUGCUGAAGAUCACAUUGCAUACUUGGAAGAAUUUGAAUUAGACAAGAACAAACCCAAACCAAAAGAUUUAAAAUGUACUAUAUGUGGUAAAUGCUCUAGUGCCAAAUCUGACCUAAUAAAAACAAACAUAUCCGAAUCCAUACGGGGGAUAGGGCCGUAUAAAUGUAAGAUUUGUAACGCUAGUUUUAUCCAAGUAACAGCUUUCCAUGGGCACAUUACCAUCCAUACAGGAGAAAAACCAUUUAAGUGUGAUCUCUGUAGAAAAUCAUUUGCUAUAAAAGAUCGGCUCAGGCUCCACAUGAGAAUUCAUACUGGAGAAAAGCCCCAUAAGUGUAGUCAGUGCAACUUAACCUUCGCUCGUCGCAGCCAGGUGACACAGCAUCAACGGGUCCACACGGGUAAAAAGGACUAUCAGUGCACGGAAUGCAAUGCUCGCUUUGCUUCAUAUCACACGCUCAAAGGCCAUGUGAUGGCACAUCGUGGCGUCAAGGAAUUCCAGUGUGGAGCGUGUGGUAAUAAGAAGUUUAUCCAGUGUGGAAGGAAUCUUCCUCACCUCAAGAAACAUAUGAAAUGUGUUCACAAUGCUACAAAACCCUACCUCUGCAAGCUAUGCAAAGAAUACUUCCAGACACAGAGCGAGUUAGAGGCACACAAUCGUGAUGUGCACGGCAUAGCAAAAACUGCAGAGGAAGAAGCCGAGGAGAUUGUGGAAGAGGCAUCCCUAGCUCGGCCUCAGAAAUCGACUGGCCGUGCUGCUCUACGCAUAUCCUCCGAGGAGCGUCGCUGCAAGUUUGGCUUCGGGUCCCUCCUUGUGGAUGAAGUUCUGAAAUUGUCGCUUCAGUCCUCCGGCCACGAACCUUUCGAGGACCCUUCAUUGUCACGUCUGGAUGAACUGCGGAAAAAUGUGUUAUUACUUUUGCAGUGGACCAUACCAAAAGAUACCAUGGAAGAAAUAUAUAAAAACAACAUGACAGUCGAUGAAGUUCUUGAUAUGUUAACUACUUAA
Messenger RNA from Macrobrachium nipponense, 1272 nucleotides. Its product is annotated as zinc finger protein 436-like. The record is from RefSeq and is a predicted model, not a curated record. Gene Ontology annotation, biological process: regulation of transcription by RNA polymerase II. The coding region runs from base 1 to 1272 and encodes 423 amino acids. The transcript is spliced from 4 exons. Gene Ontology annotation, molecular function: DNA-binding transcription factor activity, RNA polymerase II-specific; RNA polymerase II cis-regulatory region sequence-specific DNA binding. Gene Ontology annotation, cellular component: nucleus. Lineage: Eukaryota; Metazoa; Arthropoda; Malacostraca; Decapoda; Palaemonidae.